GAGUCACUCGAAUUAUAUGAUCAGGACAACACACUCAUCUCACCAUAACACUCCCCAACAAACAGUAACAAUUUGAAGGGCGUAAUUGAGAAAGGCAAGAAAGAACGUGCACAAAUUGCAUGCCUAACAAACAAAGUAGACUAGAAUUAAGCAGUACAUGAAGUAUAUCUAAAGACUGGCUAAGUCUAUAAAUACAAGCAAUUAAGUAGCCAUCUGCAAGUGAAGCUUAAAACACAAGAUCUCUACCAUAUCCUUUCUUAGAGACAAUUCUUUGAGGGGACGAAGAUAAGUCGUUUCGAAGGUUAAGGUUUGGUUAAUCAAUGGCUACAUUCAAAGAGAUGAACCAACAAAGAAUAGUUGCAGCAUGGAUGAUCUGUUUCAGUGUCGUGCUUCUGAAUAGUAUAGCCCGUGCAGAAAGACCCCUGAAAGAGAAUUUCAUUAGUUUAGUUGAUAAGGAGCAAGUAAUGAAAGAAGGCCUUCUGAGUAAGAUGUAUCAUUUCUUAUGGAAAUCAGGAGAACCAUCCUACCAACCUGUUUGGCCUGAUAUGGAGUUCGGUUGGAGGAUCGUGGUAGGAUCAUUUAUAGGGUUCCUUGGUGCAGCUCUUGGAAGUGUUGGCGGAGUUGGAGGUGGCGGAAUAUUUGUCCCUAUGCUUACUUUGAUCAUUGGUUUUGAUCCCAAAUCUUCUACUGCCAUUUCUAAAUGUAUGAUAAUGGGAGCAGCUGCAUCAACAGUAUACUGUAAUCUAAGCCUAAAGCAUCCAACAUUGGACAUGCCCAUCAUAGACUAUGACCUUGCUGUACUAAUUCAGCCUAUGCUUAUGCUUGGAAUCAGCAUUGGAGUUACAUUCAAUGUCAUCUUCGCUGAUUGGAUGGUCACCGUCCUCCUAAUCAUCCUUUUCUUAGUGACAUCGAUAAAAGCUUUACUCAAAGGGGUUAAUACGUGGAACAAAGAGUCGGAGAUGAAGAAGAUUGUAGCCUCAAUGCAUGUACCAGAUACUAAGUCAGGAGAAGAGUCUGAAGCAGACUACAAGCCAUUAGCCAGUGGACCUCCUGCCCCUGCACAUGAUGAUAAGGUUCCUAUGUUAUCCAACAUAUACUGGAAAGAACUAUCAUUGCUUUCAUUUGUUUGGCUGGGCUUCCUUGUUAUUCAACUUCUCAAGAGAUAUACAGUGACCUGUUCCGUACAAUAUUGGCUUCUGGAUUCAUUACAGGUACCUAUUGCUGUAUCAGUCUCUCUAUUUGAAGGAGUAUGCUUAUACAAAGGGACUAAGGUUAUAGCAUCCAAGGGAAAAGAAAUCACAGUAUUGAAGGUCCAUCAAAUUUUCUUUUACUGUAUAUGUGGCGUUGUUGCUGGUAUGGUUGGUGGCUUACUUGGGCUAGGCGGCGGAUUCAUCUUGGGACCUCUUUUUCUUGAGCUCGGUAUUCCUCCUCAGGUAGCAAGUGCAACUUCAACAUUCUCAAUGAUAUUCUCAUCCUCUAUGUCGGUGGUGCAAUACUACAUCCUUAAGCGGUUCCCUGUUCCUUACGCGGCUUAUUUCGUCUUAGUUGCUACGCUAGCUGCCAUAGUUGGUCAGCAUGUUGUAAGAAGGUUGAUAACAUUACUAGGCAGAGCAUCAAUAAUCAUUUUUAUCCUCGCAUCAACUAUUCUCGUCAGUGCAAUCACCUUAGGUGGAGUGGGAAUAGUGAACAUGAUACAGAAGCUGGAAAAUCACGAGUACAUGGGUUUUGAAAAUUUCUGUCAUCGUCCCUAAGCCUCAAUUCAGAUAUUACAUUAAUACGCAUUAUUAGGUACUUCAAGUGUUGCAAGCCUUAUUGGUGCACUUUUUGUAGGCGAUAAAGUUCGCCAAUUUCCAAUGUUUCGAUUCAUCAUCAUUCAAGAUUUUUUUUUACCUUUGUAAAUCAAAAGCACCUAGAGAUCAGAGGCUUUUGUAUGGGAUAAGUCCAUGAAAUGUAUAAUGUAUAAUCCAUGCAUCUGUCUGGUUCCUAUUUAUGUCAAAGUUAAUGAAUAAAAUUGUUUUCUCCCAAAAAAUUUAAAAAGUA
Molecule: messenger RNA, 2040 nt
Organism: Beta vulgaris subsp. vulgaris (sugar beet)
Lineage: Eukaryota; Viridiplantae; Streptophyta; Magnoliopsida; Caryophyllales; Amaranthaceae
Product: sulfite exporter TauE/SafE family protein 3
Exons: 12
Coding region: 321-1751 (476 amino acids)
Biological process (GO): protein ubiquitination
Cellular component (GO): Cul4A-RING E3 ubiquitin ligase complex; membrane
Source: RefSeq, a predicted model, not a curated record